CUGCGCAUGCGCGGUUGCUGCGUGGCCCUCGGCGGUCGCAAGGGGAGUUCAAGGAGACGGGGGCGACGCGGCUGUGGCUGCCUCGCCGGGGUCGGGGUUACCGACAUCAUGCCGGGAAUAGUGGAGCUGCCUACUCUGGAGGAACUGAAAGUGCAGGAGGUGAAAGUCAGCUCUGCUGUGCUGAAAGCCGCGGCCCACCACUACGGAGCUCAGUGCGACAAGGCCAACAAGGAGUUCAUGCUGUGCCGCUGGGAGGAGAAGGACCCGCGGCGCUGCCUCGAGGAGGGCAAGCUUGUCAACAAGUGCGCCCUGGACUUCUUCAGGCAGAUAAAGCGUCACUGUGCAGAACCUUUUACGGAGUACUGGACCUGCAUCGAUUAUUCCGGCCUGCAGCUCUUUCGGCGCUGCCGCAAACAGCAGGCAAAGUUCGACCAGUGUGUGCUGGACAAGCUGGGCUGGGUGCGGCCUGACCUGGGAGAGCUGUCCAAGGUCACCAAAGUGAAGACAGACCGCCCCUUACCGGAGAACCCCUAUCACUCGAGACCACGGCCCGAGCCCAACCCGGAGGUGGAAGGAGACCUGAAGCCUGCCAAGCACGGCAGCCGCCUGUACUUCUGGACCAUGUGAAGGCGGUCCACGGCCCACACUCGGUCCCGCGCCCGGACGACGACGGGGUCCUCACCCGCGGUUUGCGUCCGCCGAGGGCGUUCUCUCCGGGGUCACACGCAGUAACAAAGAGUCCGUUUAUGUGACUUGGCAGUUAUUCUAUACCAUUUCCUGGCCAUUAAAAAGUUUGAAGGAAA
Messenger RNA from Phyllostomus hastatus (greater spear-nosed bat), 803 nucleotides. RefSeq names its product NADH:ubiquinone oxidoreductase subunit A8 (gene NDUFA8). The coding region runs from base 7 to 627 and encodes 206 amino acids. The record is from RefSeq and is a predicted model, not a curated record. The transcript is spliced from 4 exons. Lineage: Eukaryota; Metazoa; Chordata; Mammalia; Chiroptera; Phyllostomidae. Gene Ontology annotation, biological process: mitochondrial electron transport, NADH to ubiquinone.